This is a messenger RNA of Guyanagaster necrorhizus, 1009 nucleotides long. RefSeq lists its product as uncharacterized. The record is from RefSeq and is a predicted model, not a curated record. Gene Ontology annotation, molecular function: acyltransferase activity, transferring groups other than amino-acyl groups. The transcript has 3 exons. The coding region runs from base 359 to 937 and encodes 192 amino acids. NCBI's taxonomy places the organism in Eukaryota, Fungi, Basidiomycota, Agaricomycetes, Agaricales, Physalacriaceae.
GUGGUUUCGGUGCUUGCAGCCGAUGAAAAAUGGCUAUGUCGCGCAUGCUCAUUGGCUCGACAUGUAUCGGGCCCGAUAUAGCAACCAAGCCAAGAAUCUGCAGCGGGAGAUGGAGAUAUGGUUUACACACGUUCGUGGAACCAGGAAGAGGUAUUGGGCGGGGAUGGAAUAAAGAUUGUUUUAUACUCGUUGGAGAGCCCGUGCGCGAGGGCGGGGGAUCUGUGUACGAUGGUUGGAUCGCGUCAUAGGGCUUCAAUACUGGUGAUCGGGCGAGCAUUCUUACGUGAUACAGAUGUACCAGCAUGAUAAGCAUGUUAUAUUUAAUCCUGAGGGAUGAAACAAGCAAUACUACCCUACCAUGGCAGAUGACAUGUACGAAACCUUCACCCUGAACGUCCCACCGUCAGAGAGUGAAAUCGACCAGUGGAUCGCCAUCCGCUUACUCGCACUGCAGGUGGACCCAUCUUCCUUUCGAACCACAUACGAGUACGCCAAGAGUAUCUCUCGGGAGAAGCACAUCCAACGAAUCGACUCCCAUGACCAGGUCGCCGUCAUCGUCUCACACAAGGCCACAGGGGAAUGGAUCGCUAUGUCAGGCGUUGCUUCGCCCAAAAUCCUUGCCAAGUUGAACUAUCCGGUACCGGAGGAGGUGUACGAGGGGCGGAAAGGAAGUGGAUACCUGUUCGUGUCGUUGUGGGUUCAUCCGGAGCAUAGGCGACGGGGUCUGGCAAAGAAGAUGUUUGACAGAUGCAUUGAGUGGGCGAGGGGCCACGAUGCCGAUGCUGUGACAGAGAAGUUCGUCGCCAAUGAGGUUUACAGUGACAAUGAGAGCCGGGGGCUGUAUAGAAGGCUAGGAUUGAUUGAGAGAUGCGAGGUCAAGGAACCAGACGGUAACCGAAAUGUUGUUUGGUUGUCGAGAUCCUUGGAUGAGUUAUAGCCUACGGUCUGGAGGUAACAGGGUAGCGUGCCAUCGCCACGAACGUGUAGCCGGGCGGAAUGGGAAAAAAAA